GCAGGCUAGCCGUACGCACUGGGAAGGAAGAUAGCGGCAACAAUAUGGCGACAUCCGCAGUUUCUCAUGGGUCUUUUAAACAUUCGUAGGCACGCAAUAUCUACGUGGAUCGCUCUUAAUGCGGAAAAAGUUCCUGCCUCUCCCGUCCUCUUCUUAGAGCUGGCUGUCCUGAAUGGCUUCUAAAUAAAGAGGGCUCUGCUGCAGGAUGACAAUAUGGCCGCGCAGCUGCUCGCACCUCCAGGCCCCGACAGCUUCAAGAGGUUCACCCCUGAGUCGCUGGCCAACAUCGAGAAGCGAAUCGCCGAGGAGAAAAAGAAGAAGCCUGUUAAGCCCAGAUCUGACAGCAGUCACCGUGAUGACGAUGAUGACAACAAACCCAAGCCUAGCUCUGACCUGGAAGCGGGGAAGAGCGUCCCUUUUAUUUAUGGGGAUGUCCCUUCGAACAUGUUGGCCGUGCCCCUGGAGGACUUGGACCCCUACUAUAUAAACGAGAAAACCUUUAUAGUGCUUAACAAGGGGAAAACGAUCUUCCGUUUCAGUGCCACGCCCUCAUUAUAUAUCAUUAGCCCUUUUAACCUAUUUAGGCGAAUAGCAAUUAAAAUUUUGAUACACUCACUUUUCAGCAUGAUCAUCAUGUGUACAAUUUUGACAAAUUGUGUGUUCAUGACAUUCAGCAAUCCUCCAGAAUGGUCCAAACAAGUAGAAUACACCUUCACGGGUAUCUACACAUUCGAGUCACUCACAAAGAUUGUGGCUCGAGGUUUCUGUAUAGACGGCUUCACCUUCCUCAGAGACCCCUGGAACUGGCUGGAUUUCAUGGUCAUUUCCAUGGCGUAUAUUACAGAGUUUGUAAACCUAGGCAAUGUGUCAGCUCUGCGCACAUUCAGGGUGCUGAGGGCUUUGAAAACUGUUGCUGUGAUCCCAGGGCUAAAAACCAUUGUGGGCGCUCUGAUCCAGUCAGUGAAGAAGCUGUCAGAUGUGAUGAUUCUGACAGUGUUCUGUUUGAGUGUUUUUGCACUCAUCGGCCUGCAGCUGUUUAUGGGUAAUCUUCGGCAAAAGUGCGUCAUCUGGCCAAUCAACCAAACACAAUCCUUACUGGCUAAUGGGAGCAGCGGCUUUGACUUCAAUGAAUACAUCAUGAAUGAAACAAACUUCUACUUCCUGCCAGGCCAGUUGGAUGCUUUAAUAUGUGGAAACAGCUCAGACUCAGGGCGCUGUCCGGAGGGCUACACCUGCAUGAAAGCUGGACGCAACCCAAACUAUGGCUACACUAGCUUUGACUCCUUUGGCUGGGCUUUUCUUGCCCUCUUCCGACUCAUGACUCAAGACUUCUGGGAAAAUUUGUACCAACUGACUCUACGAGCUGCAGGGAAAACGUACAUGAUCUUUUUUGUGCUGGUGAUCUUCGUGGGUUCAUUCUACCUUGUGAAUCUGAUCCUGGCUGUGGUGGCCAUGGCUUAUGAGGAGCAGAACCAGGCCACCAUUGAGGAAGCUGAACAGAAGGAGGCGGAGUUUAAAGCCAUGCUGGAGCAACUAAAAAAACAGCAGGAGGAUGCACAAGCAAAUGCUAUGGCGACCUCAGCAGGUACAGUAUCUGAGGAUGCAGUAGAGGAUGACGGGGGAGGACAUCUGUCCCGCAGUUCUUCUGAGGUGUCUAAGCUGAGCUCCAAAAGUGCCAAGGAGCGAAGGAACAGAAAGAAAAAGUGGCGUAAAGAACAGGAAGAAAAAGGCGACACCGAGAAGGUAGUGAAGUCAGAAUCCGAUGACGGCAGCAAGAGGAGCCGCUUUCGAUUCCGAGACAACAGGCUUGGGCGAAAGGCCUCUAUUAUUAACCAGUCCUUGUUGAGUAUCCCCGGCUCGCCCUUCAUGUCCCGUCGCAGCAGUAUAUUCAGCUUCAAGGGCUCAGAGAACGAGUUCGCAGACGAUGAGCACAGCACGGUCGAGGAGAGCGAAGACCGGCGCGGAUCCCUUUUCGUCCCCUACAGACGCAGCAGCUAUAGCGGCUACAGCCAAGGUUCCUCACGCAUCAACCCGCUGGCGCCCCAUCCUGGCUGCAAAAGAAACAGCACGGUGGAUUGCAACGGUGUUGUGUCACUGAUCGGGCCUGGGACUGGCCGCCUACUGCCUGAGGUGAAAAUAGAUAAGGCAGCUUCCGAUGACAGUACCACAGAGGUGGAGGUGAAGAGAAAACAUUCAGGUUCUUUAAUGGUAUCAGUAGACCAGCUCAAUACCUCCUUUAGCCGGAAAGAGCGAGCCAACAGUGCGAUGACAGUUGUCACCAACACGCUGGUAGAAGAACUGGAGGAUUCUCAGAGAAAAUGUCCGCCUUUUUGGUAUAAGUUUGCCAAUACGUUCCUGAUAUGGGAGUGUUUCCCGCUCUGGAUGAAAAUAAAGGAAAUUAUGAACUUGAUAGUGAUGGAUCCAUUUGUAGAUCUGGCCAUCACAAUAUGUAUUGUGCUCAACACAGUCUUCAUGGCCAUGGAGCAUGACCCCAUGACAGAUCACUUUGCACAAGUGCUUUCUACUGGAAACCUGGUGUUCACAGGUAUCUUCACAGCUGAGAUGUUUGCCAAGCUGGUAGCCAUGGAUCCAUACUACUACUUCCAAGAGGGCUGGAAUAUCUUUGAUGGCUUCAUCGUGAGCUUGAGUUUGGUGGAGCUGCUGCUGUCUGAUGUGGAGGGGCUGUCUGUGCUCAGAUCCUUCAGAUUGCUGAGAGUUUUCAAGUUGGCUAAAUCAUGGCCCACUCUGAACAUGCUGAUAAAGAUCAUUGGUAACUCAGUGGGAGCUUUGGGAAACCUGACCCUGGUGCUGGCCAUAAUCGUCUUCAUCUUCGCUGUGGUGGGCAUGCAGCUAUUUGGGAAGAGCUAUAAAGAGUGUGUGUGUAAGAUUGCAGAAAAGUGUGAGCUGCCUCGCUGGCACAUGAACGACUUCUUUCACUCUUUCCUCAUCGUGUUCCGUGUGCUGUGCGGAGAGUGGAUCGAGACCAUGUGGGACUGUAUGGAGGUGGCAGGGCAAACAAUGUGUCUCACAGUCUUCAUGAUGGUUAUGGUCAUUGGAAACUUGGUGGUGCUGAACUUGUUCUUGGCCUUGCUGCUCAGCUCCUUCAGUGCUGAUAAUCUGGCAGCCACAGACGACGACGGCGAGUUGAACAACCUGCAGAUCUCAGUGAUUCGCAUCAAGAAGGGCAUCGCCUGGUUCAAAGUUCACAUGAGGCUUCUGAUAGCCCACGUUCUGAAGAAGAAACCUCUGGAGGACGAGGACAAACCUCUUGACGACAUGUUUGACAAGAAACUCAACAUUAUAGGCAACCACACUGGCGUGGACAUCAAAUGUGAUCUCAACUACCCCAAAAACGGUAACGGUACCACAAGUGGCAUCGGCAGCAGUGUCGGAAAGUACAUGAUCGACGAGGAACCCAUGUCCUUCAUACACAACCCCAACUUAACGGUUCGGGUUCCUAUCGCUGUGGGAGAGUCAGACUUUGAGAACCUCAACACGGAGGACUUCAGCAGCGAGUCGGAUGUGGAAAAUAGCAAAGAUCUGGAUGACACCAGCUCUUCUGAGGGAAGUACUAUAGAUAUAAAGCCGGAUGAGGAGGAAAUGGCCGCAGUAGAGGUGGUGGAGGAGUACUUGGACCCAGAGGCCUGCUGGACCGACGCUUGCAUUGCACGUUACAAGUGUUGUGACGUGCCCAUCACUGAGGGCUGGGGGAAGUACUGGUGGUUUCUAAGGAAAACCUGCUACCUCAUUGUUGAACACAACUGGUUUGAGACCCUCAUCAUUUUUAUGAUUCUGCUCAGCUCUGGGGCUCUGGCAUUUGAGGAUGUGUACAUUGAACAGAGGAAAACUAUCCAGAUCAUUCUAGGAUAUGCGGACAGUGUCUUCACAUACAUCUUUAUUUUGGAGAUGUUACUGAAAUGGGUGGCCUAUGGGUUUGUCAAAUACUUCACCAAUGCAUGGUGUUGGCUGGACUUCUUCAUUGUGGACGUGUCUAUAGUCAGCCUUAUAGCUAAUGCGCUGGGCUACUCAGACUUGGGCCCCAUAAAGUCCCUGAGGACUUUGAGGGCUCUCAGGCCCCUGAGAGCUUUGUCCCGGUUUGAGGGCAUGAGGGUUGUUGUGAACGCUCUGGUGGGUGCCAUUCCCUCCAUUAUGAACGUGCUGUUGGUGUGUUUAAUUUUCUGGCUGAUCUUCAGCAUCAUGGGUGUCAAUAUGUUUGCUGGGAAGUACCACUAUUGCUUCAAUAUGACCUCAGAGGAACUCUUUGAUGCUAAGCUUGUCGACAACAAAUCAGAAUGCCUAGGACUCAUCGAAUCAAACUACACUGAAGUCCGUUGGAAGAAUGUGAAGAUCAAUUUCGACAAUGUGGGCGCUGGUUAUCUGGCACUCCUGCAAGUGGCAACUUUCAAAGGAUGGAUGGACAUCAUGUAUGCUGCCGUGGAUUCCAGAGGGGUUAAUGACCAGCCAAUCUAUGAGGACAAUAUCUACAUGUAUAUAUAUUUUGUGAUCUUCAUAAUCUUCGGCUCCUUCUUCACUCUGAAUCUCUUUAUUGGUGUCAUCAUCGACAACUUUAACCAACAGAAGAAAAAGUUUGGAGGUCAGGAUAUCUUCAUGACAGAAGAGCAGAAAAAGUACUACAACGCUAUGAAGAAACUAGGUUCGAAAAAGCCUCAGAAGCCCAUCCCCAGACCGCUGAACCCAAUCCAGGGGAUGAUAUUUGACUUUGUCACCCAGCAGGCCUUUGAUAUCUCUAUUAUGAUUCUCAUCUGUCUGAACAUGGUAACUAUGAUGGUGGAAACAGAUGAUCAGACGAAGGAUACAGAGAACAUCCUGUACUGGGUAAACUUCAUAUUCAUCGUGUCUUUCACGGGCGAGUUUGUCUUGAAGCUAUUUGCUCUGCGACACUACUAUUUCACCAACGGCUGGAACGUCUUUGACUCCGUUGUUGUCAUUCUGUCCAUUAGUGGUAUGUUUCUGGCAGACCUGAUUGAGAAGUACUUUGUGUCACCAACCUUGUUCAGGGUAAUCCGUCUGGCUCGAAUCGGCCGCAUUCUGCGUCUCAUCAAAGGAGCCAAGGGCAUCCGGACAUUACUGUUCGCUCUGAUGAUGUCACUUCCUGCUCUGUUUAACAUUGGUCUGCUGCUUUUCCUCGUCAUGUUCAUCUUCUCCAUCUUUGGCAUGUCUAAUUUCGCCUACGUGAAGCGAGAAUUAGGAAUUGAUGACAUGUAUAACUUUGAAACCUUUGGCAAUAGCAUGAUCUGUCUAUUCAUGAUCACCACGUCAGCCGGCUGGGACGGUCUCUUAGCUCCAAUCUUGAACUAUCCGCCUGACUGCGACCCUAAUAAAGAGAACCCAGGAACAACUGUUAAAGGUGACUGCGGUAAUCCAUCAGUGGGAAUCUUCUUCUUUGUUAUGUACAUCAUUGUUUCCUUUCUGAUCGUGGUGAACAUGUACAUCGCCAUCAUCUUAGAGAACUUUAGCGUUGCCACUGAGGAGAGCGCCGAUCCGCUCUGUGAAGAUGACUUUGAGUCCUUCUACGAGAUAUGGGAGAAGUUCGAUCCGGAUGCUUGUCAGUUCAUCACCUUCGCCAAGCUGCCAGACUUUGCAGAUACGUUAGAGCAUCCUCUCCGUGUGCCAAAGCCAAACAUCAUUGAGUUGAUCGCCAUGGAUCUGCCAAUGGUAAGCGGCGACCGCAUACAUUGCUUGGACAUUCUGUUUGCCUUCACCAAGCGUGUGCUGGGUGACAGCGGCGACCUGGAUAUGAUGCGGCAGCAAAUGGAGGAGCGCUUCGUGGCGGCAAAUCCCUCCAAAGUUUCCUACGAGCCCAUCACCACCACGCUGCGCCGCAAGCAGGAGGAGGUGUCGGCCAUGGUGAUCCAGAGAGCGUACCGCUCGCACCUGGCGUCCCGGGGCUUCAUCUGCAAGCGCAGGCCUGCCAACAACAAACUUGAGAACGGAGGAGCCAAUCAGGAGAAGAAAGAAGGCACUCCCUCCACCGCAUCCCUGCCAUCUUACGACAGCGUAACCAAGCCUGAGAAGGAAAAGCAAGAUGACAACAACGAAGGAAAGGGACGCAAAGAGAAAGGCAGAAACCAAAAAGACGUCAGGGAAUCCAAGUGUUAAGGACGUUGAAACUCAUGGACAGUAUUAAUGAUCUUGACAAUAUAAUAAUGAAAAAACUGUAAUUUCAAGCUAAUGGAAACACUGAAUCCAAGUAUACAGAUGUACAGAUUAAAAACAAUAUUUAAGUAACUCAACAAAAAAAUUGUUUACAAGCGUCACAGGUGCAUCGAUGUGGAAAAAGCAUUGGGGUUCAUCAAAGCUUGAAGACUCUUAAAAGUUAAACCAAACAUAAUCAGCUUCCUAUGUGACACUGUUGCAUCAAGACUUGAUUUAAACAAAAUCAAAUACAAGUUUCAAAAGACUGAUACUUGAUCAAGCGUAUUUUAGAGGGCUAUAUCGCGCUUCAGUAUGGAACUCCUUACCGAGCGGGAAUGUGAUAAUCCGCACGGGAGAACAGGGAUUGACCGCCCUUACGAUCCCAUUCUUACGGACUGCGUCGUUCCAUGAAGAAACACUGCUUUCCAUGACAGAAUCGGCUUCCUGGAGUGGAUGGCGAAGGAGUCUGCAUCGUUUCAUUUCAUAAAUAUGUGUACUAACUUGAGAAAGUGUUGCGAGUGAGCCGUGAGCGUGAACAAAGCCUAGAGUCUGGCUAAAUCCAACGGCCUCUUUGCAUUUGCUAGCGUUGAAAAUCUUUUACAUCGUCUUUACAUUAUAUUUGAGCGGCAAAAAAGGAGAAGCGGGAGGAAAAAAUUCACAUUCUACAUUUUGCCCAUGUCACCCUGUGUCAUGAUAACUUUGUUAUACCUGCAUCAAAAGGCUUUUUCUACAUGGGCUUUCACACCGAUAGGAUCGGGGGCAAUAACCAGGGGCCCCCAAUACACAUCUCCAAAUGAAUAAUAAAUUAUUGUGCUUGUUCAAUGCAUAGAAAUGACUUGCAUGAUGGCAUGUUUUGAUCAGAAAUUUUGCAUGAAUAUUCAUAGUCCACGAAACACUAAUACUGACCACCACAGUGGCUUGAUAAUGUUUUAGGCUGUCCACUGGCUAAAUUUACUACCAGAAACUUGAUAGAGCAUAAUUUGAUACUGAUACAACCCAAUUGGCCUGUACAAACAUCUCCUCUACUUACAGUUACGAAGUAGACGAUUAAAUAGACAGAAUUUGGGAUGGUGCACAAUGCGUGUGACUUACAUUGAAACAAAUGCUAGCAUUGUGGCACAUUAUUGGAGAGAAAGGGAACAUCCCAUUUUUUGCUGCUCAGGAGAUAACGAAGGAGAAAAGUUGUGUGCGUAUGGAGACGGAAGGAAACGAUACAAAUAUGAACACUGUAAUUCCUAAAGCUUCUUAUUUUAUUUGUAUGCAGCAAUAUCGGUUACCUCACCUACGGCACUACCCACACCGCGGGUUAUAUUGUAGGUGGGUCCAGGGAGGGUCAAUAGGGCGGGGUGGGCAUAAUUAGGGGUGUAGCAAGUUGGUUGGCAUUUUUGAUCCUUAUCAGGGGUACGAUGAGAUGAGCUAUAACCGUUUCUGAGAAAGUGGCAGAUUUUAUUUUAGACGAACAUUACUUAAACCCAUUUUGCAGUGUAUCUGUUUUAUGUAUAAUAUGUCUCAUACUUGUUUGUCCCUAACUGAACUUUAUCUUUUUAUGAAGUCAUCACAUCUUCAGCAACGGUUUGAUUGUAGCCAGGGCAAGGACAUUGCGACUUGAGAUAGACAGCGAGCCAGUUUGGCAGUCACAGCUGUUAAAAGAGAAGCCAAAGAUGUUUAUUUCAUUAUUUAGUGUGUGUCUGGAAGUUCCUGGAAUGUUUCAGGGGAGGUAGAACCGAUCCCCUCCCGUAAAGCACUUUCAGACUAUUGCUUGAGCUUGAGCUUCCCCAUUCUUCUCAGGAUACAACACAGAUGUAUCAUUGUGACUCCGAUGUCAUGAAUAAGGGCCUUCACAUUGGGUCCCAAGAAUGUUUGUAAGAUGGGGCGGAGCUAAGGCAGGAGCACUCCCACCUUCUUAAACUCAUGGAAAGAAAAGCGCAGGGCUAUUUCACGUGGAGCUAACCCCAAGCAGCUUCGGAGUUUGUUAUUCUAGGUAUGAGCAAACCGCCUGGAGGCAAUGAGAAUCGAUGUGAAAAAUCAUGACAGUUUUGUUGUAUGGAACACAGGGCCUUUGAUUUCAACGUGCAGUUCUUCAACCCCUUGUCUGCCUUGUUUUUCAUUAGUAGACCACCACACUAAUGCCAAAUAACCAUUAGGCACUGGUCACACAGAUUAUUUACUGUGAGCCACGCAACUUCUACAUCAAAGCUAAUACAUUUUCCUUUUUUUGUGAUAUCAGCGGUUUACCCUUAACCCGUCACCUGAUGGUCCAGUUGCUGCAUGCGAGGGCGUUGACUUGAACCUAAACAAAAAGCUCAGCAAAGCUCAAACCAUUCUCAUUUAUGCAGCCACGCAGGCUCGAAUGUAAAAACGUAAAAAAAAAAAAAAAGAGAACAAAUCUAAACAAAUAACAGACCGUACAUUCAUUAUAAUAAAAAACGAGUUACAAAAAAUAUAUUGUACAGUAUAGGCUAUGUUGUAAGCUGCACAAAAUGCUGAAAAGUUAAGAAUGCACUUUUUAAGAGACUAUAAAUAAUGUAAUAUAUCAUUUUAUUUUAACGGCAUGCAUAGUUUUUUGUAAAUACAGAAGUACUUUACUGCUAUUACUCGAAUACCGAAAAGUAAUUAUAACCUUAUUAGAAUGGCUUCACUCAUUGCCCUGGUCUCACUUGUAGACCGUGACAUAUUUGUUAGAAGGUGUAGAUUUUUUUGAGACACUUCACAUUAAAGAGGGAAUUCCAAUAUAUGUUAAAAGCAAAAAGUAUAUAUAAAUCUAUACAGCACUCAAGACAUAUAUAGAGUUAUACACUACAUAUGUAUUUAUGUAUACAUGUAUAUGUACAUAUGUGUAUAUAUAUGCAGACGUAUACAUAUGUAUGUAUAUACGAUAAGAGAGCACUGUCCUACUCCAUGUUGACCUCAGCUUGGUGUUGAGGGGGUUAGCACCACUGGCUGUCAUUUGUUUGUUUACUUUUGUGCAAUACGUUCGGUGAACGACCAAAACGUCUGCCCUGGCCCGCACAGCGUGUGCGUGUGUAUUCGAUGGAGUGCAUGUCCGAGUGCUCGUGUGUAAGCACGCGCGGGUCCAGCUUUCAAUGCACGGUGAUGUACUGGCUGCUCGCUAUGGCUUAUGCCGCCUGUUUUCGGGAGGGGAAUGCACUACCAGCAAUUAAUUUACACCCUGUGUGAAAACAUCUUACCUCCCCUUCCACCCAACUGGCAUACAUAUGCACCAGAGGACACAUACACUUCCCUGUUUUCAUCUUCCAGUCUAAUCGCCAAAUGCCGUUAUCUUUCAGUCGGAGUCUGAGAGAGCGAGUGUGUGGGACGGGGUUGGGGGGAAGGUGUGUGACAGUUCGGUCACUUUAAAUGUGUGUACUGCAGCUUGACUCUAAAGCUUAGCUUGUUUUUCAUCUCUUAGAUACACAGCAAUGCAAUUUGCAGUUUAGGUUUGGUUAGGCUUUACCUUAUGCUUUUCUUGUCUUUGUACGUUUGUUUAAGGUGCCUUUUGAUGCGAGAUUUCGUUUGUUGACAAUGUAGAUGAUGUUGCAUAAAAUUCUCCUAAACAAGUGGAGCUUGUUUCAAAUGAGCACUGGGAGAAGAACUGAACUAAAGAAUGUCUGUGACAUCUAUUAAAAAGCAAAAAAGAAACAAAAAGACAAAAUCUAAAAAAAGACAAAAACAGAAAAAUGAAAAGAAAAAAAGAAAACUUAACUGGCAUCAGCCUGACUUCAUCAUCAGAGAUUGUCCGAUAGCAUGGGGCGAAAAAAUGGAGUCCAGCGGUCACUCGAUGAAUCUCUCAAAGGUCGAGUGUCUAGAAAGAGAUACAGUUUGACUUCUGUGCUCAGCUUCUGUUAAUUUUCAGCCACUUGUUUUUAUUUUUCUAUAAAGACUGAUUUCUGUCGAUUCUUUUGUAGCAUGACUGAGAUGCUAUUUCCUUCAUUUGCUGACAAUAUCUCAAGUGGUUUUUGGUUCAUAAUGUUGUACUUUAUCUCCUGCCACUGAUGUUGGAGGGGAGAGGGUGUGUUGCACAACCACUUGACUUAGCGAGAAUCUGUGAAAGAUUGUCUUCAUUUGAGCACGAAACCUUUUUCCAAACAAUAAAGCAGCCUUCCAGUUA
Molecule: messenger RNA, 10264 nt
Organism: Triplophysa dalaica
Lineage: Eukaryota; Metazoa; Chordata; Actinopteri; Cypriniformes; Nemacheilidae
Gene: scn8ab
Product: sodium channel, voltage gated, type VIII, alpha subunit b
Exons: 27
Coding region: 214-6120 (1968 amino acids)
Biological process (GO): sodium ion transmembrane transport; membrane depolarization during action potential; neuronal action potential
Cellular component (GO): voltage-gated sodium channel complex; plasma membrane; axon
Molecular function (GO): voltage-gated sodium channel activity
Source: RefSeq, a predicted model, not a curated record